This is a messenger RNA of Aquila chrysaetos chrysaetos, 3253 nucleotides long. RefSeq names its product protein FAM83D-B-like. Lineage: Eukaryota; Metazoa; Chordata; Aves; Accipitriformes; Accipitridae. Gene Ontology annotation, cellular component: cytosol; mitotic spindle pole. The transcript has 4 exons. The record is from RefSeq and is a predicted model, not a curated record. Bases 417 to 1553 code for a protein of 378 amino acids. Gene Ontology annotation, biological process: regulation of ERK1 and ERK2 cascade; positive regulation of cell cycle G1/S phase transition; protein localization to mitotic spindle.
CCUGUCCGGGAGGGCCCUUGGCCCUCUCCAACCUCAGGAGCAGCCUUUUGAUCAGGGGCUGGGGAGCAGGUCGAGGGCUGUACUUACUCUCCCUGCUUAAUUCGAGGUUUGCUUUUCCUGCGGAUGCUUCCCCGGGCGGGGGGAAGCCCGCCGGGCUCCGCCGACCCUGACUUUCCCGUGGGCGACGCUGCUCCCGCGCCCCUUUCCUCCCCGCUGCCGGUGGCUGCGAGGGGACGGGCGGAGCGGAGGCUCCUCACCCGCGAGGCGGCCGCCCUUCGCGCCGCCGCCGCCGGUUCCCUCCCGCUCCCCCGGGGCCGGGCGGGAGGCGUGGAAGAGCCUCCCGCGCGUGGGGCCGGCCCGCGGAGCCGCCAUAAAGGCGCUGGGCAGGACCGGGCCGGGCCGGGCCGCGCCGCGCCAUGGCCAACCCGUCGCAGUGCCUGGAGGAGGGCGCCGGGCGCUGGCCGCCGCGGCCGCCCGGGCCGUACAGCGAGGCGCAGCGGCUGGCGCUGGAGGAGCUGGUGGCGGGCGGCCCCGAGGCGCUGCGGGCCUUCCUGCGGCGGGAGCAGCUGCCGCCCUUCCUCUCGGAGCCCGAGGUGCAGGCCAUCGCGCGGGGCGCCCUGCCGCCCGCCGCGGCCCCGGAGCCGGCGGGCGAGCCCUCGCCCGGCGCCUCCCUCGACGCCUCCUCGCUCACCUACUUCCCCGAGCGCUCGGACCUGGAGCCGCCGGCGCUGGAGCUGGGCUGGCCGGGCUUCGCCAGCGGCGCCUUCCGCGGGCUCACGCGGGUGGAGGCUCACUUCCAGCCCGGCUGCGGGGAGAGCAUCUACGGCUGCAAGGAGGCGGUGCGGCGGCAGAUCCGCUCCGCCCGGCAGAUGAUUGCCCUGGUUAUGGAUUCCUUCACAGAUACCGAUAUCUUCAAAGACCUCUUGGAAGCUUGUAGCCAGCGGCAAGUUAAAGCCUAUAUCCUUCUAGAUCAGUCUUCAUUUUCCCACUUUCUAAAAAUGUGCAAGGAUCUGGGAGUUGACCUUGAACGGGAAAAAUUGAUAAGAAUUCGAAAUAUCACUGGGAAGACAUACUACACGAGGUCGGGUGCCAAAAUUGUUGGAAAAGUCCGUGAAAAGUUCAUGUUAAUUGAUGGCAUUAGAGUGACAACAGGCUCCUACAGUUUUACGUGGACAGAUGGGAAGCUGAACAGCAGCAACAUUUUGAUCCUGUCGGGCCCCGCAGUUGCACACUUUGAUCUGGAAUUUCGGAUUCUUUAUGCACGGUCAAAGCCUAUCAACCUCAAAGAGUUAUCCAGCUGCAAGAAGAAUAAAGUGUUGGACCAGCUGGUCAGGAUAACAGUGGCUUCCAGAGACUUGACCAGGGAAAACUUCCUGAGAAUGGAGUUUUUGUAUCUUAGAGCUUUUGUAGGAAAUCUAAAAUGGAAGCGAAGCUGGCUGCAUGCUGCAAGGGAGGCAGUCUAUGUGUCAAAUAAUGCAAUGCAUGCCUCUCCUCCACUGACUAAGAGGAAUGGCUCUCUAGUUAUGAGGCCACACUGGAUCAUAGAGAGAUGAAUUGCACAUUGACUCAGGGCAGGAAGCAGAACCUCAGGAAUCACGUCCAGCUGUCCAUGUCCAGUACUGUCUUACAGUAUGUUUGUGAGAGCAGCUGGGAAACAAACCUCGAACUGAGAGAAAGUGAUACUGGAAUUGUGGGUUUUUUUGAAGACCACUAUAAUGCAGAUCAACAGAUACAAUUAUGGUAUUGUCAGGCUCAGAGUUGUUUAAAAAAACCCAAACACUUUAACAUCUGGAAAGUCAUUAUUGAUUUCUAGUAUUCUGUCAGAUUUUCAUUUUUCAACCUAUUCUUACAUAUUUUAAGAUGAUGGGUUAGCAAUGUCUUAGCUCAGUUGCUCAAACCUUUUUUUUUUUAAGGAAGCUAGGUAUAGAAAAGAAUAUUGCUUAAAAGUCUUCCAAAGAUGAAUAGCAGGACUGCUGUAUGGCUCUGAAAUCAGUCUAAGCUUAGUCUUGUGUUGCACGAACUCUCCGCGAACUGUUUCAUGACAUAGAACUGAAGGGCAGUAACCUUAAUCUAGGAACUAGUAGAUCAGUACCAUGCUACUAGUCCUCAAAUGUCACAUUGUCUUUACACAAAGCUAUGCUGCUAAGCAGAACGAGCUAACAUGUCAGAUGAACAAGGCUUUUGCAGUGACUGAAUUUCAAAUGACCCUUUCUUAAUUAUAAGAAUACUUGGAUUGUUGGACAUCAUGCAAUAAAUGUGUGCAAGGAACAGUAUUCCUAAGACCCUACUAUGUUUGUAGCAGAGCCAAAUAAGACCAUUUUCUUGGCAUUACUGUAUAUACUUUUUGGUUUCUCUAUGGUUGUUACUGCUGUCUGAUCUUAUGGGAAAAAAGUUGAGUAGAUCUGAAAUCUGUGAAGCUGCUGCUAUUUCUCAAAAGCCUUACUUCCACCAGACAUGCAAUAACAUGAAAAUCAUAAAUAGAACCAUUUAUUUUUAAGGUUUCCUGCAAGCUAGAUUUAAAAAAUAUAUCCAUUCAUUUCUGGAGACAAACAGAAAAAAAAAACCCUAAAUGAAUAAACUAUCCCCCCAAACAGUUGUACAUUGAGGCACUGAAAUUCCAGCAGCCUGUCAGUACAGAAACUCUUGUUAGUCCAACCAUGCCAGCUGUGGCAAAAGCAAAGAGACACCAUUUCUCAAGUUGUUCUUGAGGCUCUUGCUACUGCAAAAAACUUGGGUAUAUGCUUGUGUAAGUGUCUUGUGGGUUCUGGGCUUUGAAGGGGAAGGUUAAAACUUAGCUGGGGAAUUUCAUAUGGGUCUAUGCUCCACAUCAGCAGGAUAACAUUAAAUUGGACAUGUGCAGCUUACAAAAAUGGUCUUUAUGGACAAUGCAGUAACAUAGUGAUUAGGAUACAACUAACCUGCGCCCUUUUUCUUCUGCACUUACAUUCAUGGAAAUGUAAUAGUUCUGACUUUCCUAAUCUGUGAAUGUUCAAUAUAUAGUCUUAGCUUUCAUCCAGAAGUAUGUAUUUUUAUUCUUAAGUGUAUUUUCCAUAAAUACAAAAACCAUACAAUGUUGUAAUCCAUGGAAAAUAUUGUUUGUGCAAUCUUAUUUUCACAAUAAUAUCUGUAUAUGUUUUCUCAAAUACAAGUUUUUAACUUUGUUAUUCAUCUCAUUACUUUAGUAGGCAACUCUUUCCAUGUGCCAUUAGUAGGGCUUUUUCUCAACACUUGCUAAUAUACCGAUGAUACAAAA